Mollisia scopiformis is the source of this 399-nucleotide messenger RNA. RefSeq lists its product as uncharacterized. The record is from RefSeq and is a predicted model, not a curated record. The transcript has a single exon. The coding region runs from base 123 to 338 and encodes 71 amino acids. NCBI's taxonomy places the organism in Eukaryota, Fungi, Ascomycota, Leotiomycetes, Helotiales, Mollisiaceae.
CACGGGGAUCACAUUACAUUGAGAUUGGAAAUAGAUAUGAUAGACCGUACGUUCGUCAGACAAGUGACAUUGGCUAUCCAGAACCUUGCACCUUCAACUCCAAAAUCAUAUAGCUGGAUGCUAUGCCCAUCGCCAUUUUCCACUUUAUCCUACAACGCGUACACGCUGCUCCACCGGGUGGCAGUCAAACUCCUCUGUAUUGGCUGUGUGGUCUGAUUUUGCAGCUGUACAUUCACAAGAGCUCUGCCGUCCAGCUCGCUACGUACCGACAUGUCGCUCAGACGCAUUUGCACCAGAAGAGUGCUAUUCGGAUGCCCCAGGAUCGCUCGGCUCGUUGAUUGUUCCUUCAUUGUAGAGUUUGUUCUACAGACCACCGACGAGCGGGGUAAAAGGUAUGAG